This is a messenger RNA of Salpingoeca rosetta, 1038 nucleotides long. Its product is annotated as farnesyltransferase. The transcript is spliced from 13 exons. Lineage: Eukaryota; Choanoflagellata; Craspedida; Salpingoecidae. The record is from RefSeq and is a predicted model, not a curated record. Gene Ontology annotation, cellular component: protein farnesyltransferase complex. The coding region runs from base 1 to 1038 and encodes 345 amino acids. Gene Ontology annotation, biological process: protein farnesylation. Gene Ontology annotation, molecular function: protein farnesyltransferase activity.
AUGGGAUAUGAUGGACUGGUGAAGCUGGACCCUGAACAACACCUCCCAUAUGUCACUGGUGGCCUCGGUACAUUGCCUUCAGGGUUUGAGACGUUGGAUGCAAGUCGGCCCUGGCUCGUGUACUGGAGCCUGAAUGCGCUGGUGAUUCUCGGUGGCACAAUCUCGCCAGAGCUGAAAAGAAGGGUAAUCAACACGCUUCGCAUGUGUCAGGCAGAAACAGGCGGGUUUGGCGGUGGUGUUGGUCAGGUCGCACACGCCGCGCCAACAUACGCCGCCGUCAACGCCCUCGCCAUUAUCGGCACAGAAGAGGCAUGGAGCAUCAUCAACAGGGAGAAGCUUGCGUCAUGGCUCUCGUCGCUGAUUGAGGAUGACGGCUCAAUGCACAUGCACGACGAUGGCGAGAUUGAUGUCAGGGCGGUGUAUUGCGGCGCAUCUGCUGCCCGUCUGUGCGGUCUCGACGUCGACACCAUCUUCGCAAAGUGCCCGCAGUGGGUGGCAAGGUGCCAGACAUAUGAGGGCGGGUUUGCUGCCAUUCCGGGCCUGGAGGCACACGGCGGGUACACGUUUUGUGGUUUUGCAGCCAUGUCCAUCCUCUGCAGCACACACCUCAUCGACAUCCCCCGCCUCACAGAGUGGCUGGCGAACCGGCAGAUGCCCAUGUCGGGCGGAUUCCAGGGACGACCCAACAAACUCGUCGACGGCUGCUACUCGUUCUGGGUUGGCGGAUGCUUUCCCAUCCUCGCUGACCUCCUUGAAGCCCAAGGACUGCCGGGUGAUGUUGUGAACGCAGAAGCGUUGAUUGACUAUGUCGUGUGCGUGUGCCAGUGCCCAAGCGGCUUCAGGGACAAGCCUGGAAAGCGGCAAGACUACUACCACACGAGCUACUGCCUGAGCGGCCUGGCGUCCAUGAAGCGGUUUGCACCCAACCAUCCAAUCCUUUCACAGCUGAACGCAACACACCCCAUCCACAACGUCCCACCAGCGAACGCUGAACGCAUGAUCCAGGCCAUGUCCAGCCAGACCACCACAAGGCACUGA